AUGACAUUUAAUCCAGAAAUCGUCGUGUGCGAUGCGGCGGAGGAACUGAGCCGUACGGCCUGCAAGAUGAUCCUCGACAUCGUGGGCGCGGCGGAGCGCAAGACGUGGCCGUUGUCCAUUGCCCUCUCCGGCGGCUCCACGCCGAAGAUGUUGUACACACGCCUGCACGACGAACAUCUACCGCUGCUGCGGGAGGAGCGCGCGCUGCGCUUCUUCUUCGGCGAUGAGCGGCUUGUCCCUGCCGAUACCGCUGAUUCGAAUUACAACAUGGCGAAGCAAGCACUGCUGCGCGACAUCCCCGACGACCUCGUGGUGCCGUUCGAUGUGAGUGGUCUCCACGCAUCACCGCAGGCCACACGCGCAGACGCCGAGAAUGCAGCAAACGCAUACGAGAAGCGCCUCGCCGCGCUGCUCCCGCUGUGCGCAGUGGAGGGGACGGACGCGCAGGUCCCCGUCUUCGAUAUCGUCCUUCUCGGGCUGGGCGCCGACGGGCACACCGCCUCCAUCUUCCCAGGCACGCAGGCUGAGCGCGACGAUCACCGCGCGGUGAGUGUGAGCUUUCCCAGCGCAACGAUGCGUCCGCAGGUGUGGCGAGCCACACUGACACCAGCGGCCAUCACGCAUGCGCGCCACGUCAUUGUUCUGGCGACGGGCAACGAAAAGAAGUGGGUGCUGAACGGCAUCCUGGCAGAAAGCCCCGCGGAGGCCCCCGUUUCACGGUUUCUUCGCAGCUGCAAAGGAAAGGUCACUUUCGUGGUCGACAGGGAUAUAUCACUGGGGGUGCCGCAGUAG
Messenger RNA from Trypanosoma grayi, 792 nucleotides. RefSeq names its product 6-phosphogluconolactonase. Gene Ontology annotation, biological process: carbohydrate metabolic process; pentose-phosphate shunt. The record is from RefSeq and is a predicted model, not a curated record. The transcript has a single exon. The coding region runs from base 1 to 792 and encodes 263 amino acids. Lineage: Eukaryota; Euglenozoa; Kinetoplastea; Trypanosomatida; Trypanosomatidae. Gene Ontology annotation, molecular function: 6-phosphogluconolactonase activity.